Molecule: messenger RNA, 3102 nt
Organism: Haliaeetus leucocephalus (bald eagle)
Lineage: Eukaryota; Metazoa; Chordata; Aves; Accipitriformes; Accipitridae
Gene: HPS4
Product: Hermansky-Pudlak syndrome 4
Exons: 13
Coding region: 5-2131 (708 amino acids)
Biological process (GO): vesicle-mediated transport
Source: RefSeq, a predicted model, not a curated record
ACCGAUGGCCCGCCCUGCCGCGCCGGAGCCCGGCUCGGCGCCAUGGUGGAAUUACUUUUUCCUUUACGAUGGUUCAAAGGUUAAGGAAGAGGGAGAUCCUACAAGUGCUGGGAUUUGUUAUUUUUAUCCUUCUCAGACUCUCCCCGACCAGCAGGAACUGCUGUGUGGACAGAUUGCUGGAGUGGUGCACUGCUUGACUGAGAUUUCUGGAAUUCCUCCAAGUCUCAUUCGCCUAAGGAAGCUCAAGUUUGCGGUUGUAGUGGAUGGAGACUAUCUGUGGGUUCUGGGUUGUGCAGUUGAGCUCCCUGAUGUCAGCUGUAGACGGUUUCUGGAGCAGCUGAUCAGCCUCUUCACCUUCUACAAUGGACCUGUGCACCAUGCAUACAUGGCACUUUCUCGGGAGGAGCUGAGCAGGCAGUGGGACAGAUAUAUUGAACAUAUCCAAAAAAACACCAGUGACCUCCACAAGAUCUUCAAUUCUCUCUGGAAUCUGGACAAAACCAAGGUGGACCCCCUGCUUUUACUGAAAGCAGCUCUCAUCCUGCAAACUUGCCAGCGGUCUCCCCAUGUCUUGGCAGGCUGCAUUCUCUACAAAGGCUUGAUUGUGAGCACCCAGCUGCCACCUCCUCUCACUGCCAAAGUUCUUCUCCAAGGCAAUGAGUCUCCAGGCCAGAGUGAGCCUGGAGGUGAGGAGCAGCGGGAGCCUGAUUCUCCAUUGCCGCACGGUGUCCGUAUCAUCCCUGUAUUCCUAAUGGAAGAUGAAGUCUCAAUGCUCCGAGACUUUCCAGUGGAGUGGAUAACUAGGUCAUCUGUGUCCCCAGCAAGCCCUAGAGGAGAGAAGAAUGCUCUCUGCUCCCAGGCAGUUUCAGAAUCAACAGGAGACCUGAAUAAUAUCUCUGUGCAGGAGUCCCCUGAGCGAGCUUCAAGCACAGCUGCACCAGAAGAUGCUGUGCAAUCAGGCAGCCUUGCAAACACAGGCCCUUUGAAGGGCUUCCCCAAAAUGGAAGCCAGUACAAAGAAUUCUCCAACUGCAAAACUGAGCAGCCCAGACAGCAAAAGCUCAGAGCUCAGUAGAAAAGCAUCUUUCCCAUCAGAGAGAGACACGAAGCAGCUGUCAAGCCCUUCCACUCUCCAUACUUCUGAGUAUGCUCAAACUACAGGUCCAUAUCUGGAAGGUUUUUGCUUUCCAAACCCUUACACCCGGGAGCAGGAGAGUCAGAGCAUGGGGAAAUCUCUUGUGGACUAUGAUGUUGAGCAACACAGUUUCCAAAGUUAUGCAGCCGGUGGCAGUCCGGCUAUAUGCUCUCCUGCCCAAGAGUUGAGCAGAAGGAAGGCAAGUGAACAAGACGAGCAAGGGACUCUGAGCCAAAAUAGUGUCUCUAGAGAAAGCAGCAGUGCAGCUGGUGGCAAUGUGCAGGGUUUGGAUUGUCCAGCCACUGCUGUACAAUCAGAGCUCCAAAGCAGGAGUCAGCUGCCAACUGUAGAGUUUCAGGAGAGUCUGCUCGGUGACCCAGCAGAGAACAUGCACUGUCCCAGGAGCAGGGAGAGUGGCUGGCUGCCUCAGGUGGACAGUCUGGGAGCCCAGGCUGGUGUGGAGUCAGGCAAACAGUGCAAACCGGUUAAGAUGAGCUUGUAUGUUCACUGCAUUAAGGGGCUUUUGCUCUCCCUGCUGGCUGAAGAUCACCUCCGAGAGGACCGGAGCUCCAUUGAAGAUGUGUACCACAGCAGUCUGGCUUCUCUAAAUGGUCUUGAGGUUCAUCUGAGGGAGACUCUGCCCAAAGACUCCUCAUCCUCAGCCAAGACAACCUACAGCUUCACUCACUAUGACUGCAUUCAGAACGUGCUCACAGCCAACCUGCCCCAUACUGCUGGCCCUCUGGAUCGGCACUUCCUGAGAGCUGCUACGCUGAUCCACUCCGACUUCAACCAGCUUCCGACUGCUUCAGAAAUGAUAAUUAGGAAUGCCUCCACAGCUGUGUACGCCUGCCGGAACCCCGUCCAGGAAACCUACUUCCAGCAGCUGGGUGCUCCACACCGCAACUCGGGUGUUCCCAACCCUCAUGACAGUGCAUUCAGCUUGCCGAGCAAGGCUAAGCAAAAGUUGCUGAAGCAUGGGGUGAACCUGCUUUGAACUGAUGCACUGAGGCAACACAUCUCAGCCCAUGCUGAAAGUUAGUUCAUCUCCAAUAAGUAAAGUCUCAAAGCCACUUAUUCCGUAGGAGGCAUGAGGCUCUGUGCUACAUCUAUGGGGUCUCCAGCCUGCCUUGGCCCAAGGAAGGGGCACUCCUAUUGCUCUGUUCCUGCAGCACAUUUUGUGCUAGUGAAGGGUAUUGUUGACAUUAGCACUUACCAAAGACUGAAGAUAGAAAAUAGCUGUGUUGGGGUGCUUGGUUUACAUUGGCUCUAGGACUGUUCAUGGUGCUCUGCCACCACAGGCAGAGACUCCUGGGGUGCCUUCACCUAAAGUAAAACCUCUUAUUGCUCUAAGCUACAUAGACACUGGGCUACUGGGCUGUACUGGCUUUCAGAGAUGUCAGUCAGACACUGCCUCUGCCUGGAGUUCUGUGCCUAAACUUGCCCUGGUCAGACUUAGGCUUUGUUUAUAUCUCUUAAUCUAUAGAAAUGAUCCCCUGCCACGGCAUAACGCCUUACCUUGAUUAACAGAGCCUGCAUCUUCUCAGACUAACUGGAAUGGAACAAGUGCUGCAAAACUCCUAAUCCUCCUACAGGUGCUGUCAGGAGGUUUUUAUACCGUAGCUGAAUCUGAGAGAUCCUUGUCCCUCCACGCCUGCCUGAUCAGUGACUGUGCAGCACAGCACUGCCUUCCCCGUUGCCCACCAACACAGCUGUAACCUGCCAGCCUCUCACAGGGGCUGUGGUGGUGGUGGUAUGAAUGCACUGCACCUCCUGCCUGCUCCUCAGCCUUCUGCUUCCUUCCCUCGCUCCUGCUGGAGGACCUUGUUUCAUCUCCUUGCUCUUGCUGCUCAGUUUGUCUACAUUCUGUUGACAGAAAAGGCAAGUGACAGCCCCUUAAGCUAAUGGGACCAAAGAGGCCUUGUAGCCCCUCGGCAGCUGUUCUCUUUCUGCUCAGGCAGACGGUGU